UACACACACACGCUCGCACUUAGCUUAGCUGCUGCGCUCCGCUUAUGUUUUGAGACGUCAUAGCGUUCGGCGAUCUUCGGUGGAGCUCGGCUGUGACGAAAGCGCCGAUUCAGUUCAGUGUUUGGCCCAUCGCCGAGACCGCAGCUAGCAGACGCGAUGCGUGUGAUUCUGCGGCACAGUUUCGGCACUGCUGUGCUGCUCUGCAUAAGGAGAUGCAGCCAGCAGGCGUACCGGCCCAGCUACUGGCACCAGCCGGGCGCGCAGCCGCUGCUGGCGCUGACCAUGGGCCGGCUGCUGGAGCAGGCGGCGCUCCGCUACGGCGACCGGGAGGCCGUCGUCUCCCACCAGCAGGGCGCCAGGCUCUCCUUCCGGCAGGUCCACCAGGAGGUGGACCGACUGGCAGCAGGUCUGAUGUCGGUGGGGCUGUCCCGCGGCGACCGGCUGGGCUUGUGGGGUGGCAACUGCCUCGAAUGGUACGUCACGGCACUGGCAGCUGCACGUGCUGGGCUUGCACUUGUCUGCCUCAACCCGGGCUAUGAGGCUGCUGAACUAGGGCACUGCCUCUCCAAGGUGGAGGUUCGUGGUCUGGUGGCCACAGCCAGUGGUUAUGACAGGCUGCAGAAACUUUUGCCAGAACUGGGAAGCAGUAAACCGGGGAAGCUGCGGAACAAAGAGAUACCCAGCCUCAGCACCGUCAUCCUCACAGGCACCAAACCUGCUGAGGGAACGUAUGGUUAUAAUCAAGUGAUGGAUCUUGCAACAAAUGAAAACUUGGAACGGGUCUUAAAUCUCCAGAAGGACAUUCAGCCUGAUGAAUGCUGUCAGAUCCAGUUUACAUCAGGCACAACUGGAAAGCCAAAGGCUGCUGUCCUGACCCACCACAACAUUGUGAACAACUCUUUCUGUGUCGGGAAACGUCUACAGUUCAAUGAGAAGCAACAUCGCAUCUGCCUACAAGUGCCUCUCUUCCACUGCUAUGGAUUCUGCAAUGGGCUCCUUGCUGCACUGCAUUAUGGGUCAACACUUGUUCUGCCUUCAUUGUCCUAUAGUGCAAGGGCAUCUUUGGAAGCCAUUGAAAAGGAGCGAUGUACAGCAGUAUAUGGCACGCCCACCAUGUAUGUGGACCUAGUGUCACUGAUUGAGUCUGGCGACGUGAGCCGUUACAGCUCGCUGCAGUUUGCACUCAACAGUGGUGCCCUCAUCACAGAGCAGUUGUUCCGGCAGGUGCAGGAGAAGCUCAGCCUCAAUAAAGUCUGUUCUGUGUAUGGACUGACAGAGACUAGUCCAGUGGUGUUCCAGUCGUUGCAAUCUGAGUCACGAGAUCACAUGCUCACCACUGUGGGACAUGUCUCUGAACACGUUGAGGUGAAAGUCAUUGACAAGGAAGGAAAGAUGGUGCCAAUAGGUGAACCAGGAGAAUUAUGCAUUCGUGGCUAUGUCACCAUUAGUGGCUAUUGGGCUGAUGAGGCCAAGACUCGAGAAUUGAUUGAUGAGAAUGGCUGGCUGAAGACAGGGGAUUUAUUUAUUCUGAAAGAGGAUGGCUACGGAAUGGUAGUUGGACGCUUGAAAGACAUGAUAAUCAGGGGUGGUGAGAAUAUUUCCCCUAAAGAAGUUCAGGAGCUGCUGGAGACUCAUCCAGAUAUACUGGAGGCACAAGUAUUUGGGAUUCCACAUGCAAGAUUAGGUGAACAGGUAUGCUCAUGCAUCCGAAUAAAAGAAGGAUCUGGGCUCACACCUGAGAAAGUCCAAGAAUUUGCAAAGGGAAAGAUUGCAGGUUUUAAAAUUCCAAAAAUAAUUGAAAUUGUUGCUGAAUUUCCACGAACAACAUCUGGAAAAAUCCAGACUUUUAAGCUAAGAGAUGCUUUCAUGAAGAAGUAUCCUGCUCAGUAACAAGCCAUAUUGAAUGCAGUACAGUGUUGUGGCAGUGAGAAUUUCAGAGUAUGAACAUUUGUAACAACUCAAGCAGUACCAUCCUGAUGAAGAAUUCAGUUUACCAAAGAUGAAGAAGUAUUAUUGAAUGAGGGUGUAUGGUUCCUAGUGAACUGAACUUGUAGAGCAAGAGUUUCCUCCAACUAGGAAGUUCAUAUCAUAGCAGGAUUAAACAACAUUUCCAGACAGUUCACAAGCAGAGCAGAGUAGGAAACUGUUUGUGAAACAGUUGAAGCCAAUGAGUUAACAGCAGAAUGAAUCUGAUUGCACAUAUUUCGUUCAGCAGUAUUAAAUGAUAUUGUGCAAUAUUACAAAAUGAUGCAGUUCAUAAAAGAGUACUAGUUUGUUCAUAAGAAGUUAAGAACUGCAACUUUAUAGAAAUUUGUUCAAAUAACAAGACAUUUCAAUUUCUGAAUUCCUGAACAAAUAUUUUUUAUACAAUUUUGAUGUAAAAUAUUUUUAACGUGAUAUUUGUAUUCAGCUUUCAGCAAAAUGCAUGAAAAUAGACUUCAGUUAGCAGGCUAACUAAAUAUGUAUUAUAUCUAUUCAUGCAAUCCGAAAUAAAUUUCUGUAAUUUAUGCAACAUUGAUUCAGAGACAAUUACUGAAAUUAGAUCAUAUUGGAACUACUGAUUUGUACAACGCUGGCAAAUAUGGGUAAUUUAAGAAAAAAAUUGUUUUUAUUGAAUGUUUCAUUUCUGUAUGUUUCAUUGGGCUUGAUUUUAUGGAUGUCAUCUACCAGACAAUACACCAAGCAAUGAUUCUGUACAAUCUUUCCUAUAAUCUGUAACUAGUUCCUCAGGAUUAUCAGUGAGAAAUAUUAAGACCACCUGAAAUUGGCUACUAAAUCAUUUAAUACAUAAUACGAGGGUUGUACCAAACGUAAGGUUCCCAAUGAGCUACAGCCUUGACGAAAGGAGCUAGGUUAAAUCUGACUACAGUGGCAUGUGCAGUGGUUCCCCCAGUCUCGAUCCCACCUGUCCGCGAUUCACUACAUCACUCAGUGUUGGCUUGGCAGUCAUCAGAGAUGGAAGUGUUUAUCACCUCUUGUGCUAAUUGCAAGGUUCAAGCAGUAAUCCGGUUUCUCGAUGCACGGAAGUACUGCACAUGGAGAUUCGUUGGCAAGUGACUGAGGUAUAUGGUGAAGAAUGCAUGUCCAUUCAGCACGUCCACAAAUGGUGCAGGCUUUUACUGAGGGUUGCAUGGAAGCUCAUGAUGAAGAAUGGAGUGGAAGACUGCCAGUUUUGGAUGUGAUUGUCCCAAAGAUCAACAGUGAGCUACUCAAAGAUUGGAGGGUCACUGUCCGUGAACUUGUUGAAUGCAUUCCUGAAGCUUCCUACGGGACAAUUGAAAGAACUUUAACAGAAAUGUUGCGUUACUGCAAAGUGUAUGCUCACUGGGUCCUCCAGAUGCUGAUUGAUGGACACAAGGAGCAAAGCCUUUACUGUGUUCGAAUGUUUCUUCAACAAUGUAAGAGGGGAGGAAACAAGGAGAAGUUGUUGGACUCUGUCAUCACAGGAGAAGAAAUGUGGGUGUUUCAUUAUACCCUCAAAACAAAACAACAAUCUCAUCAGUGGCGUCACUCUGGUUCACUGCCACCAAAGAAAUUCAAACAAAUGCAGUUGGCAGGAAAGAUUAUGGUGACUGUGUUUUGGGAUCUGAAGGGGUACUCCUCAUCAAUUUCAUGCAACCUGGCAUGACAAUAAACUCAGACAGAUAUUAUGAAACAUUGACCAAACUCCGGCAUAAAAUCCAGAACCACCAGAAAGGACAAUUGAAGGAGGGAGUAGUGUUUCUUCAUGACAGUGCUCAACCCCACAUCGCUUCUCAAACACAGGAGCUUCUGAAGAAAUUUGGAUGGACUGUUAUGCCCCAUCCCCUGUACAGCCCAGACUUAACCCCCAGUGAUUAUCUAUCACCUCUUUCCCAAGGUAAAGGAACCCUUAGGUGGAAAAUGCUUCAAGAGCGACGAUGAAGUCCAAGCAAACUUCACAUGCUUCCUCAACAAGUUGGCGGGAGACUUCUUCGACUUCAGAAUUCAAAAGCUAGAGCACCAUCUUCAAAAUUGUGUCAAAAAUAAUGGAGACUAUGUUGAAAAAUAGACAAAAGUGUAAGCUUUUCAGUGAUAUAUAAAUUAAUAGCAAUAAACAAUGUUUUCUAUUUGUAAAAAAUAUGGGAACCUUAUGGUACAACCCUCAUACAAAAAUCAUUGGUUUCCAUUGUGUUGAUGAUGGUGCUGAAUGGAGCUUUAAACCUCUAAAACGUUGGUCCAGGGCAAUAAAUAUGUAAAGUGCUUCAAACUAAUGAGCAAAACUAGUCAUAUAAAGUAAUUAAUAUACAACUUUGGGGGGGGGGGGGGGGGGGGCGGUUAAUCUGUAUUUGAAUUACAACAGUCAAUGAAACUCUAGAAUUUAUUUAAUUUAUGAAAAAAUGAAUGAGCUGUUACAUUUUAAACUUCAUGAUUUGAAAAAACUCAAAUUUUACAGUUAAUUAUCUCAAUGUUCACAAGAAUUUUAACAGACUUGGAAAAUUCUAGACUUUCAUACAUCUGUACAUAUGGUGUGUAUGCUAUGCAAAAGCCUUCAAAGAAUCUCUUGUACUUAUGAAGAAAAGUGUACCUAUAGCAACAAAUGUGACCAAUAGUAAGUGAAAAAAAUGAUGAAAUUUCA
This is a messenger RNA of Schistocerca gregaria, 4597 nucleotides long. Its product is annotated as medium-chain acyl-CoA ligase ACSF2, mitochondrial-like. Bases 157 to 1890 code for a protein of 577 amino acids. Gene Ontology annotation, biological process: fatty acid metabolic process. The record is from RefSeq and is a predicted model, not a curated record. The transcript has 14 exons. Lineage: Eukaryota; Metazoa; Arthropoda; Insecta; Orthoptera; Acrididae. Gene Ontology annotation, molecular function: medium-chain fatty acid-CoA ligase activity.